CCUGCCUUCCUCUGCGCAAACUGACCCUUCGGAUGUUUGCGUGUGCGUGUGCGUGUGUUGUGCACACUGUGUGUCUUUCUCACAGCCAACAUGGACGUCCAAGGAGUAUCUCACCACGAUAAUUUUACGGAUUAUAACAAUAUGGAAGCCAAACAGGGGAAAAUAUUACCCUGCCAGGACGAGCGUUUUGAUAGCGGUCUGGAUUCUCUAAAAGAGGACGAUCUGGUCAGCUACAUGGAGCAUUUGACCGUGCACGUCAGCGAGGAGCAUGUGCAUGAAUACGAGCAGUGGAGAAGCGUCGUGACAGACGACGGUGACACGCUUCUGCACUUGGCCGUCAUUCAUGAAGGCAUCGAACAAGCCCGGCAGAUGAUCAAACUGUCCCACAAUCACCCGUUUCUUAACGUACAGAACCACCAAAGACAGACAGCUCUGCACAUAGCCGUGAUCACGGAACAGCCGCAAUUGGUGGAACAGCUCCUGAAAGCAGGUUCCGACCCCCGACUCGCCGACGACAACGGCAACACUGCGCUUCACAUAGCCUGCAAGAAAGGCUCACUGGCUUGUUUCGGCGUCAUCACCCAAAACUGCCACCGCCAUCUUACAUCUAUGCUCUCUUUCUCCAACUACAACGGAUAUAACUGUCUUCACCUGGCGUCCAUUCAAGGCUACAUUUCAUUAGUGGAGAGUCUAGUUCGAUUGGGUGCCGACGUCAAUGCGCAGGAACAAUGCAGCGGAAGAACGGCGUUACAUUUGGCCGUGGAUGUCCAAAACCCGACAUUGGUUCGUCGCCUCAUCGAUUUAGGCGCAGACGUCAACUGCUUAAAUUACGGCGGUUUCACGCCGUAUCAUCUCACUUACGGGCGACAAAAUGACGACAUACGGCGACAACUGCAUGAGAAGACGGCACUGGAGCUGAGGGCAUUACCCGACAGCGAAUCAGACGACAGUGACAUGGAGGAUCUGGACCUGUCCGAGGACGAGUUGUAUGACGACAUAAAGUUCGGGAAGUAAAAUCAACCACUCGUGGUGAUGAAAGAGCUGCUAUCGGGGUCAUCAAGCCACGGCCCGAACACCUGCCAAGAAGGCCAUAACAGUGCUGGCCCACAAGAAGGAAUACAGUGUCCGGUUCCGGUCCACAACACACAAGCAAGACCAAGAACCACAGUUGUCUCUGUAAUACCGUAUAAGGAUGUGAAUCAUGUAGUAAAGUGUACAUACAGAGAUAUUAUUUUUAUACCUGUAAAUAUGUUAAACACUAUCAAACAAAAUAAUACACAUAAUAAAAAACAUUUAAAUAUGAA
Molecule: messenger RNA, 1304 nt
Organism: Doryrhamphus excisus (bluestripe pipefish)
Lineage: Eukaryota; Metazoa; Chordata; Actinopteri; Syngnathiformes; Syngnathidae
Product: NF-kappa-B inhibitor alpha-like
Biological process (GO): cellular response to tumor necrosis factor; toll-like receptor 4 signaling pathway
Cellular component (GO): cytosol
Molecular function (GO): NF-kappaB binding
Source: RefSeq, a predicted model, not a curated record